CUGGAUCUAAUAGACGACCCCGAUCUGCCUUUACCUCUUCCGCACAGUACCGGCGACCGCGAACCCCGGUGGCUACAGAGCACGCCUAACUGGACACGAAGGUGGUUCCAACAAGUCAAUGGGCAUAUGGAUAUCCUUCAACCUCGAUGGCUAGAAAGCCGUCAAUCGUCACAUACCCACAAAACGAGUGACUUCUUCCGACCUCGUCUCACUGCGGCCUAUGUAUGCUGCUCUAUAGUUGCCUUAUACGUGCUAUACUGCUACAUUGUCCGGUCACCUCUCUUCGCUUCGAAACUGCCCAAAUAUACUGGUCGGUUUGACGUGGGCGCCAUCGACAUCGAAGUUCCCGUGGUGGAGCCUCACAACAUUGUCAAUUCCGUUUUCAAGCAAAAUGGCGAACCGGCCUUUCGCCUCGAUACUGUCCUCUUCACUCUCUACUAUCCUGCUGUGAAAGGAUCGCGGAGCUCGAAACCACGACACAAAUGGUUCCCCAAGCCAAUCAGCCUGAUUGCAGAAGGUUAUGCACACGCCGCUCACUUCAACAACUUCUUCUCCCGACCUUUAUUCACAUUUGCGCUAUGGGGUUUGGCAAGUUCCAUCGAUAUUCCUGCCAAGGUCGACGUGCCUUUGAUUGAUCCUUCUUCCUCCAUGCAAGAUGCAGACGGCGACGAGGCCGACCUAUCACGGCUUCCCGUAGUGGUUCUCAGCCAUGGCGACGUAAGCUCACGGACAGACUACACUGCCUACUGCGGCGAGCUCGCCAGUCGAGGAAUCGUUGUAGCGGCGAUCGAACAUCGAGAUGGAUCUUGCCCGGGCAGCAUCGUUCAUCUGCCUCACGGCAAGACGAGAAGAGUACUGCUUUGGAGAGCCGAUCAACUGAAGCCAGAAAACGGGAAAGAGGAGGUGAGCAACGAUGAAUGGAGAUUUCAGAAACUGGCCUAUCGAGAUGCCGAGAUCCACGAGACCAUACGUGUUUUGGAAGAUUUGGACUUGGGUAGAGGAGAUGAAGUCUUCUCGUACAACUAUAGGAAGGAAGGCAAGGAUCUUGAACACUGGAAGGGUCGUCUCGACUUUUCGCAUCUCGUGAUCGCUGGGCAUAGCUUCGGCGCGACAGGAGCACUCCAAGCACUCAAAAGCGCAAACUCAGCAACUGGUGGAAUCAUUCUCGACCCGGGAAAGUCCAGCGGGCAGCUGAAUACCGACAUCGACGUCCCGUUGUUGGUGGUGCACUCUGACUCGUGGUCCAAGGCUCACACAAUCUUUUACAACCGGCCGCAUUUUGACACGGUGCGCGACAUUGCGUCUCACGUUUUGAACCGCACUGGCGCCAGCUGGUUCAUGACGAGUUUGAAGACGUCUCAUCCUUCUUGCACCGACGCACCGCUCAUCGAGCCUUUGUUACUAUCCUGGACGACGGGCGCAACGAUCAAUGUCAGAGAAGGCUUACGCGAGUACGUCCGAGUCAGCAUGGAAUUCAUCGAAUUUUUGCAGACGGGGAAGCGCAGUGGUGUGCUAGAUAUCGGUCCUACACAUGAGUCGUAUGGGAAUGAUACGAGAUCUCUGGAGCAGAAGAAUAGCAUACCGCAUUCCAUUAUGCGUUAUUGGCAAGUCCAUGUGGCUCCCGAGGUGAGGUUUCCAGAGGAAGAAGAUGGCGACUCGAUGCGAACCAAGGUGGAUGAUCGAUCCAUGCGGUAUGACGAAGAUGGCUACUCUGUGCAAACGAGAGUGAAUGAUGGAUCCAUACGGUACGAUGAAGACGAUGCAUACUCUAUGCAAACGAGGGUGAAGGAUAGAUUCUUGCGUUACGACGAAGAAGAUGCAGACUCUGUCAAAACGAGGGGCACACGAUAGAUCCAUGCGGGCAGUGUGACGAGAAUUUCGCGACAGCAGCAAGCAACUCUCUUUUCACACAUCAGUAUUGGAGGAAGCUUUCUUGAGAGAAAUGAAAGUCUGCAUGUCACACGUCGUAGAGUGUAACUUACAUGUAGACUUCCACUGCAGUGCCUCAAGAUUC
Sphaerulina musiva SO2202 is the source of this 2014-nucleotide messenger RNA. Its product is annotated as PAF acetylhydrolase. Lineage: Eukaryota; Fungi; Ascomycota; Dothideomycetes; Mycosphaerellales; Mycosphaerellaceae. The record is from RefSeq and is a predicted model, not a curated record. Gene Ontology annotation, molecular function: 1-alkyl-2-acetylglycerophosphocholine esterase activity. The coding region runs from base 127 to 1851 and encodes 574 amino acids. The transcript has 2 exons.